AUGGCCGGAGCAUCGCGUCGCUCCUCACCGUCCUCCUCGUCGCGUCCAAGCCCCAUGGGUGUUCAGCCCCCGCGGCCCCAGAACGCAUGGAUUCUCUAUCGCUCCGAUAAGCUGCGCGAGAUGAUGCAGCGCCAGACCGAGUCCGGGCAGCCCAAGAAAGCCCAGGCCGACGUUUCCAAGGAGGUCGCGCUCUUGUGGAAAACAGAGUCACCAGCGGUUCGUGCAGAGUACGAGCGAUUGGCGGAGAUGAAGAAGCUCGAGCACCAAACAAAGUAUCCUGGCUACAAGUUCCAGCCAAUGAAAAAAGAAGAUAAAGCUCGCAUGCGGCAGUUGAAAAAAGAGGAGAAAGAAAGGGCACGAGACGAGGCAAGAAAGGGCAAGGCCCGGCUCACCCCUUACACCCAGCCUUACUACUCCGCCACUCCCAACCAGAUCCCUUACUACACCCUCGACGGCUGCUACGACCCUGCGGGUCCUUCGCCUCCCAUGUCUGCUGCUUCUACACCGUCGCCCUGUCCCAGCCCAUCCUCCUCCUCAUCCGAGCUCGCUUCUGGAUCUGCCGAGACUGAUCCCCAGCCGGCCACAUACGCCUUUGUAGCACCUCUUCAACCUCCCUCAUCAAGUACAUCGCCUCCUCAGCCAUCCAGUUCUCAGCAGCCAUUGAUGAACACUAUGCCCCCACCACCAGAAAUUGUGGUCACCCAACCGGACCCACCUCUUCCCUCUCCUCCCCAGCACCUAGAGUCAUCUGCGCAAGCCGCUUGGUCCAUCCUUCCCGUACCACAAAUGGAAACCCAGCAAGGGCAUGUGCCCAUGGACACUGGCGAGAACGAGUCUGGUCUGCCCGCAGGUUGGGCACUGGACGCUCAGGAGAGUGGAUUACCGCCACAAUUUAUGCCAAACGGCCAGCCCCAACAAUUUCUUACUUUUGAGAUCCCUUGGGAGGGACCGGGCUUGGACAAUUCGACGGAGAACGACCAAAGCUUUGCUCCUCUGAUGGCGGCCGGUGGUCCCGAGGUUUGGCAACUGUCCGGCUUUGACGAGGAUAUGUUCAUGCUCGAUCCUCCUGGCGAGAUUGACCUCGCGAUGGGUCAAAUUACGCAGCUGACUGAAGGCGAAGCCGAGCUACAGAGACAGCAAUUUGCCCAAUUCCUGGCGAACUUUGACUUCUCGCAACUUCCCAGUGGACUGGACGUUUUCCCGGCGCCUGCACCUCAACCUCCACAGCAGGAUGUCUUUGAAAUGAGCGACGACCAAGGGCGUCCUCGAAGUGUCACACAAGAAUCAUUCAUGCAGUUCUUGAACCUUGAUGCCUCCUUCGUUGCUCCGCUCCAAGAGCAAACGAUACAGCCUGCCAUGCUCCAUGCUGAGCCCCAACCACCGACAACAAGUUCACCGUCAUCGUCGGCAACAGGGUCAUCUCAGUACGUUCCACCUUCUGGAGCCGCCAAUGCUUCAAUGCGUAGAGUCGCCGGCAGCUGGAAACCUGCGCCAGAGUUGGAACCCGUCGCAGAAUCUCCGCAUUUCUCGCAGCCCGGCCUGUGGCCGCAUUAG
Molecule: messenger RNA, 1554 nt
Organism: Fibroporia radiculosa
Lineage: Eukaryota; Fungi; Basidiomycota; Agaricomycetes; Polyporales; Fibroporiaceae
Exons: 2
Coding region: 1-1554 (517 amino acids)
Biological process (GO): cell differentiation; regulation of DNA-templated transcription; anatomical structure morphogenesis
Molecular function (GO): RNA polymerase II cis-regulatory region sequence-specific DNA binding; DNA-binding transcription factor activity, RNA polymerase II-specific
Source: RefSeq, a predicted model, not a curated record